Molecule: messenger RNA, 2727 nt
Organism: Dioszegia hungarica
Lineage: Eukaryota; Fungi; Basidiomycota; Tremellomycetes; Tremellales; Bulleribasidiaceae
Exons: 8
Coding region: 1-2727 (908 amino acids)
Source: RefSeq, a predicted model, not a curated record
AUGUCGUUCAUGGACUUCGACCUCCCCAUUCCGCUCGAGAUGCAGGCCGACUCGUUGGACAUGUGGGGAUGGCCCAUGAAGACCGUCAAGAUAGAAGUGAGGGAAGCUAUUCAGCUGGGAUACAAGUUCAUGCCAAGGCGUGCUCCCAUGAUCUCUGGAUUGAACGAAACCGGUCCGACCCCUCCUUCCUCUCUGCCUCCUCAUCCGCUCAUGACCGUCUCGUCCACCUUCCAGACCGACCCUUCCCCACUCGAACACUACAACGGCGGCCUCCCAAUCCUCGACCUCUCGUACAACCCGCUUCCUCCGGUCCAAGAGGACGUCGAGCUCGAAGGCGAGGUACCGGAUAUCUGGGUCAACUCUCAGACGUCCGUCGCUGAGCAGGCUUCUUCGACUACUCCUGACUUUAUCCCACUCGUUCAUCCCAAAGCCACCGUAUUCACUCCCCCAGCACCCAAGCCCUUCUGCCUAGCCCGCCUGGACAAAGGCCUGGUUGAGCCGGAAGAGCAGUCUCCGCCCGCUCUCGAGCCCGACUCGGCCGAUACUUCCUUCUCCACCCUCGGACCUCAGACUCCUUCUUCUUCCCAAAGCUAUACAAUGGGCGAUCUCGACGGAGCCGCAUGCGAGAUCCCCCGUCCGACACCUCCCUCUAACUCACCCUCUCCAACCCCAGUCCUGGCCGACCCUUUCCUUCCGUCGACCAGCACGCCCGCAGUCGCUUCCCCUGCGCCGCAUGUUGAGGCCGAGGAUCAGACGAGCACCCUCGCCGUCGACGUGGAGGCGCAGUCGCCCCCGCUCGCCAAACGGAUGAGUCCCAAGCCGGCAUACAUCGACUACAAUCCCUCUCGCUCGGUCCGGCGGACAAAGAGUGGCACACACGACGCGUCGCCUGCACGAGCGCGUACUUUCCUGACGCAACGGAUGGGCACGCCGUUCCCAGAUCGAGAUGCUCACCAAUCUUCCUCCCCAUCGCCCGCCAUACGCGCUAAUAUCCCUCGGCGACGCGGCGCACCCAAAUCGUCUUUGGACAUUUUCGCUGAAAUCGCUUCCUCGCGACAGCCUUCGGCCACGUCCGGCAUGCCUAGUGAGAAUGAAGAAUCGGACUCGGAGGACGUCGAGAACGUCUUGAGGGUGGCCGAGGAGAAGGAGCCGGAUGACGAGGUGGUCAUGGGUGUGGAUGAUAAGCGGGGCAUCAUGGAGCAACGCGCGCUGUCCCCUCGCUCGCCAUUCCUCGAGCAGCUGUCAGUGAUUAUGAACCGAAGCGACGUCCGACCACCGGCUACUCCUGUCCCUAUCUCCAAGCGCAGCCUGCGCUCAUCGGGGCCACUCGCGCCAAUCGACACCAUCCCGCCGAGCGAGAUACCUGGAUCGGAACACAUUAGUCCGGCCAAGACAGCCACUUCGGACGACACGACCGAGAGCGAGACUACGCCAGCGGAGGAUAGCCGCCAGAAGAGGUACGAUGAAAGGCAGGCAAAGCGGUCGAGGGACGCCGAGGAGGUCGAGCUCGAAGCAAAGCACACUGAAUGUGAUGAGGAGGGAUUCACUCCGGGUUCGGGUGGACCGCGGAAGGCGGCUAGCGCAAAGUUGAAGCAGCGCCUCAUGGACGGCACCUCCACGUUUGACAGACUUUCCAGCGUUACCAGCUCCAUCCGCGGCAGGCUUCCUUCCGUGGCGCGCCCCCUGCCGGCGGAUACUAUCUCAUCGUUGUCGAUCGUGCUGGACGAGGGAAUGUCGGUUGGCGGGUCCAGCGCGACUUCGACGAGACUGGAGUCUAUACCCUCCGGCUCCCUUGUCUGCAUCAUGCAAGACACCCCAGCUCCCCCGGGCAAGGGCAAAACCAAGCCCAGCAAUGCGCCCCCGCCGCGGCCGCUCAAGCUCCUCAAGAGCACUUCCAGCUUCAUCGCUCCAAAGCCGAUCAAGAAGGCUACGAACGAGCAGCCGCCAUUGCCCUCUAAGCCAGACUACAGCGACCGAUCCAUGAGGAGCAACAAGAGGAAGCAGGGUGCGGAUGCUGCUCAUCCUAUCGAUGUCGAGGCAGAAGUGGCGCCGAAGCAGAAGAAGCCUAAGCCGAUGAUCAAAACACCACUCGUGAUCCGUACUCCGAUCGAAGCUCUCAGCCAGCCCAUCGACCAAUACACCUCGAUCGGAGAAGCCGCCAAGCUCCGGAGGGCCAGCAAAGAAGCCACUACAUCUCGGUCGUCCACCGGCGGGUCAUCCUCCGGCGUAGCUUCCGCUCCUGCCCUCGUCUCCAACUCGACAAGGAGCCACUCUUCCAAGGUCAAUCCUAAUCUUACCGCUCCCAAGAAGGUCGCUUCCAAGACCCGUCCAACGGUCCCCGCUUCCCCCAUAACCCUGCCACCCGUUCCCACCGACUAUGAUGACGAACUGGAUGCGGAAGGGGAGCCGGACGAUGAGCUUGCCGGACCUAUUCAAGAAGAUGAGGCAGAGGAGGUACAGGAACAGGAGAGCGAGGGCAAAGAAAAGGCAGGGAGGGGUUACACUGCCGCAGAGAAACAAAUUCUGCUGGCUAGCUGGGAUGGAUUCUCGGCGCUAAACAAGUCGGUCCAAGAGGCAGCUGCGCGGGCCCUUGUCGAUGCCGGUUUUGCCAAACGAAGCCCGAAGGCCCUCAGAUGGUACAUGGCAAAUACCAUGAAGGAAGAUUUCAAGAAGAAACACCAGGCUUCGCUUGCUCGGAAAGCGAAAUCAGGACGAACGCGGAACUGA